CCAAUUUCACCAAAAUUUCUGAAACCGCCGUUUUCGAAACUGUGGUUCCUGGCUGAACAGAAGUUUUGAAUGCUGACGGAUUUCACCAGCACAAACUGACUGAAGAUUCCGAAACCGUCGUUUUGGGGUAUCGUGAAGGCAGUGAAUUCGAUUGACGUCAUUUUUAUAACCUAAAACCUUCGUCGUUUGUUGUCUUGUAGUUUGUUGUUGCCACAUGGUUGCCUUUUUCUUUAAUAAUUUUUAUAGUUUAAAUAGUUUUUAAAGUUUUGUUAAUUAGUUUUAGAUAAUAUUUUUAAUUCAGAAUUUAUUUGUUUUCUUUCGUUUUAGUUUUAAUUAGGUAAUAGGUAGGCUACAAAAAUAUAAAGUAAUAUUAUGGAGAAGUCUAGUGCAAAAAAGUUUAGAGAGCCUGUUUUUAUAAACAGUGAGAAAAUGCUUCUCAUUGAUUUGGUAGAAAAAUAUUACAGUAUCAUUGAAUGUAAGAAAACUGAUGGCAUUUCUAAUAAAAUCAAACAAUUGGAGUGGAUUAAGAUAGGAAAAGAAUUUAAUAGCUUCAACACCCACAUGGAACGAGAUUUCAACUCAUUAAAAACACUGUGGGAGAAUUUAAAAAAAAAAGCAAAAGCCGUCAUAACUGCAAUGAAUACUAAUAAAUAUGCAACAGGUGGAGGUCCUUAUAGAACUGUGAAAGAAGAUCAAAUUAUAGAGAGGGUAAUUCCUAUAAUAAAAAAAAGAGCUGAGGGUUUUAAUAACAUUUACGACUCAGAUGCUGUUGCAACAAGUACUGAAUCAGCUACAAGUUCAAGUUCGGGAAACAGCAGUAGUACCGGUAUCGCAGAACUGACGACUGACUGUGAAUUGACUUUGGAAGUGGACUGUGGCGACGAACAAAACUACACUGUUCAGGACUCCUCCCCAAUACCCACAAUGAUGCUUGUGAAUGGUGAUUGGGAGUCAUACUCUCCAGGCCUUCUCAGAACCCCUCGAGCCAAGGUUCUUGUGGAUGAGGCUUCUCAUUCACCAAUAGCCUCAACAUCGGCUCUUCCGAAACCAACUAUCACACCAGAGGAAGAGAAGGGGGUGAUACAGAGGUCAACGCCCAUUUCAAAAAUUAGAACAACCAGACACCUUCACAAUAGAAGAAGGCCUGUUUUGAAAGAGAGCGAAGCUAUAGCUCUAGCUUCAUGUAAAAUUAAAAACCUGCAGGUUGCAGAGGAGCAGGCAAGGAAAGAGCACGAAGUAACAAUGGAAUGUCUGCUAAUGCAGAAAGAGCAGGAGAGAGAGAAGCUGGUUCAGGAGCAGGAGAAAACAAAACAGGAACGGGAGAAAACUGAACAAGAAGUGAUCAAGAAAAUGUUACUUCUUGCGGAAUUAGAACGUUUAAAAAAGUAAUGAAGAUAGUAUUUAUGUGAUCCAAUAAUUAUUUUAUUUUUUUCGUGUAAAUAUAAAAAAUCUCAUCAUA
Messenger RNA from Nilaparvata lugens (brown planthopper), 1459 nucleotides. Its product is annotated as myb/SANT-like DNA-binding domain-containing protein 3. The transcript has 4 exons. The coding region runs from base 373 to 1389 and encodes 338 amino acids. Lineage: Eukaryota; Metazoa; Arthropoda; Insecta; Hemiptera; Delphacidae. The record is from RefSeq and is a predicted model, not a curated record.